Homarus americanus (American lobster) is the source of this 864-nucleotide messenger RNA. Its product is annotated as dynein heavy chain-like. Bases 1 to 864 code for a protein of 287 amino acids. Lineage: Eukaryota; Metazoa; Arthropoda; Malacostraca; Decapoda; Nephropidae. The transcript has a single exon. The record is from RefSeq and is a predicted model, not a curated record.
AUGUUAAAAGUAAAAAAACAUUCUCUAAAGAAAGUACACGUCUCAUGCCACACCUGCAGCAGUACACGUCUCAUGCCACACCUGCAGCAGUACACGUCUCAUGCCACACCUGCAUCAGUACACGUCUCAUGCCACACUUGCAGUAGUACACGUCUCAUGCCACACCUGCAGCAGUACACGUCUCGCAGUGCUACACCUGCAGCAGUACGUUUCAUGCCACACCUACAGCAGUACACGUAUCGUGCCACACCUGCAGCAGUACACGUCUGUGCCACACCUACAGCAAUACACGUCAUGCCACACCAGCAGUACACGUCUCAUGCCACACCUGCAGCAGCACACGCUUCAUGCCACACCUGCAGCAGCACGCCCGCGCCACACCAGCAGCACACGUCUCAUGCCACACCAUCAGCAGUACACGUCUGCCACACCCAGCAGUACACGCCACACCUGCAGCAACACGUCUCAUGCCACACCUACAGCAGUACACGUCUCUAUGCCACACCUGCAGCAGUACACGUCUCAUGCCACACCUGCAGCAGUACACGUCUCAUGCCACACCUGCAGCAGCACACGUUUCAUGCCACACUGCCACCAGCAGUGCACGUCUCAUGCCACACCAGCAGUACACGUCAUGCCACCAUCAGCAGUACACGUCUCAUGCCACACCUCAGCAGUGCCACACCUUCAGCAGUACACGUCUCAUGCCACACCUGCAGCAGUACGUCAUGCCACACCAGCAGUACACGUUGCCACACCAUCAGCAGUAUCAUGCCACCUGAAGCUACACGUCUUAUGCCACUCUUGAAGCAAUACACGUCUUCGCACACACCGCAACCAAGUACACGUCUGUGCCACACCUGA